Molecule: messenger RNA, 2001 nt
Organism: Drosophila gunungcola (fruit fly)
Lineage: Eukaryota; Metazoa; Arthropoda; Insecta; Diptera; Drosophilidae
Gene: shf
Product: protein shifted
Exons: 8
Coding region: 397-1782 (461 amino acids)
Biological process (GO): anatomical structure development
Cellular component (GO): extracellular region; cell surface
Molecular function (GO): signaling receptor binding
Source: RefSeq, a predicted model, not a curated record
UGGAUUGCUCAGAUCAGCUCAGGAGCUGCAACGCGACGGUCGCACUCCGAAACUCUGCGCGACUUUGUAUGGUUGUUUCGCUUCGUUCAAAAACAUCACAAGUAAACAUUACCGGGAAGAAAUAAAAAUACAUUGUUAUUUGGUUUCGGGUACAUCAAAUAUUGAUAUAAUUCCUAUAAGUCAAUCAAUUUCGUAUUCGGCUCUAUAAAAAGCUUUUGACGGGACGAAAUUCGUGCAAAGGCUCAAGAAAUUCGGCAAAUAAAAGUGUAUAUUUUUUUCGAAGCCCCAAUCAGGCUUUAUUUGUUUUUGGUUUCAUAUUUUUGUUUUGUCAACCAAGUCAACUGCCAAUCCGACUGCUUUUUUUGGGCUCGGCGACAGUUAACGACUGGGGUAAAGAUGACACAUCAGGGCAUUGGUUGCUUGGUCAAGUGGUUCUAUCUGGUGCUGAUCGUGCACACGCUCCUCUGCAUCGGCCAGCUUGAGUGUCGCCAGCACCACAAUCGGAAUAACAAUAACAAUAACAGAAGAUCGGACUCCUCCAGCUCUGAGGAGAACCAUGGCAACACCAGCGAUGGCCUGGACAACUUUGCCGACCAGGAAGGCGGAUUGGGUAAUCAACCACGACGAGGCCAGCGAAAGAAACAUCAGGGCGGCGGCGGCGGAGGAGGAGGAGGAGGUGGUGGCGGCGGCGGCGGAAACGGAGGAGGCGGUGGCAACCGGCACAAUCGCAACGAGGAAAGCGGCAUCUCGCUGUGGAUCAACGAACAGCAGCUUAAAAUGCUGACCGCGCUCUACUUUCCGCAGGGCUACUCGGAACGCCUGUACGCCAUCCACAACAGCCGGGUGACCAACGAUUUGCGCGACACCACACUGUACAACUUCCUGGUGAUCCCGUCCGAGGUGAACUACGUGAACUUCACGUGGAAGUCGGGCCGUCGCAAGUACUUCUACGACUUUGACCGCCUGCAGACGAUGGACGAGAGCAUACUGAAGGCGCCGACGCUGUCCAUCCGGAAGAGUGGCCGCAUUCCGCAGGAGCAGAAGAAUUUUAGCAUCUUCCUGCCCUGCACCGGCAACAGCUCCGGCACCGCGUCCUUCAACGUCGGCCUCAAGAUCCAGACGCGCCACAACAAGCCGCUCUCGGGCACACCCAUUCGCCUCAACUUCAAAAAGGAAUGCGCCCACAGAGGUGUGUAUGAUAUAGACGCUUCCAACCCUACUUCACUAACAACUUUGCAAGCUCCCGAUCCAGAAUGCAGCUUGAAGUGCGGCAAGAACGGCUACUGCAACGAGCACCACAUCUGCAAGUGCAAGGUGGGCUAUACGGGUCAAUAUUGCGAGACGGCCUUCUGUUUCCCGCAGUGCCUCAACGGUGGCAACUGCACGGCUCCGUCCAUCUGCACCUGUCCGGAGGGCUACCAGGGCACCCAGUGCGAAGGUGGUAUUUGCAAGGACAAGUGCUUGAAUGGCGGCAAGUGCAUACAGAAGGACAAGUGCCAGUGCUCCAAGGGUUACUACGGCCUGCGCUGCGAGUACUCCAAGUGCGUGAUUCCCUGCAAGAAUGAGGGCCGGUGCAUCGGGAACAAUAUGUGCCGCUGUCCCAACGGAUUACGGGGUGAUCACUGUGAGAUCGGCAGGAAGCAGCGAUCCAUCUGCAAGUGCCGGAACGGAACCUGCAUCUCCCACAAACACUGCAAAUGCAAUCCGGGAUUCUAUGGGCGCCACUGCAACGGCCGCAAGCGACGACAUGACCACCGAAACGACGACGACUUCAAGUUCUAGCCCAAUUGUGACUUUUCCACGGGCUUCCGUCGUACACGAUGAUCUAUUGUAAUAUUCAUUGAAAUUGCAACAUUUUUCUAUUAAAAAGCACUACCACCAUAACAACAACAACAACAACAACCACAACAACAGCGAGAAAAGGAUGAAACGAAAAUAAUUCUAAUUGUGAUAAAAUUUUUUUGUAAUUUAACAUUUUUAAAUAAAAACGAAAUCUAAGAA